AUGUCGACAUCCAAUUCAGACGAUAGAAAUCCUACCGCCUCUUCACCAAGCUCUGAAGGCGACGAGUCUUCCCGCCGCUCACCAGAUGCCGCCCAUCCACAUAUACGAGUUGUGAUUACCAAUCGCCCGGGGAGUACAGACGUAUCUUCAUCUCAGUACUCCAGUCGCCGAUCUAGUGGCAGUGGUCUGAGCUUCGAGCCCAUGCCCGAGUUUGAGCCUCUUACCGUUGAUGCAGAGCCUCUCUCCCCCGGUAUCUUGACUCCCACAUUGGGGCCUGAAGUCGGAAUAUUUCGCAGCGGGAGUGUAGCCACAGAUAGUGACGACUUUCAUUCGUCCCCGCGAGGCAGUCGACCCAUAUAUGAGGAUACGGGCUCGCAACAGCCACCACAGCCCGCGCGGCCCAUAAUGUCCAACCCUCGACCCAUGGUAACACUUUACUUUCAACGACAGGGUCAAGGCGCCCAAGACUUCAGUCUCGCGCUGGUUUCUCGAGAGGACUACGCACCCUCAGACGAAGAUGACUAUUGA
Cryptococcus wingfieldii CBS 7118 is the source of this 528-nucleotide messenger RNA. RefSeq lists its product as hypothetical. Lineage: Eukaryota; Fungi; Basidiomycota; Tremellomycetes; Tremellales; Cryptococcaceae. The coding region runs from base 1 to 528 and encodes 175 amino acids. The transcript is spliced from 3 exons. The record is from RefSeq and is a predicted model, not a curated record.